ACAAAUACUGAUAGUAUUGAUGAAUUAGUGCUAUCUGAAGCUCCUCCUUCUUAUUUAUCUGAAGAACAAGAACAAAUUCGCCCUUCUAUUCCAGAAACUAUUAUCAACGUGAAGCAAGAAAAUUUAUUCAAUAAUGACAACAACCAAGUUGAAUAUAUUCCUAUAUAUCUGACUAUAGACAAUACUCCUAUUGUUAAUUAUUGGAAAGCAGACCAAUACCAAGAUAAUACUGAGAUUGACCCUUGGAACCCCACAACAAGCCCACAAUUUCAACAAGUUCUACUUUUUGAAGAUACUGUAUUACAACUUCCUGGAGGUUUUUCUAACCAACAACCUUGGGAUCACAAUCAAAGUCAACCUACUUCACCUACAGGCUCUGACCAUACUCAAGUUCAUACUGUUGAUUAUAUAACUUUAUUUAAUAAUAAUGAGUUUGCAGGUGAUAGCAAAUCUGAAACAACUAAAUCAUCUGAAGAGAAAUCAUCUAUAGUAAA
Molecule: messenger RNA, 494 nt
Organism: Dentiscutata erythropus
Lineage: Eukaryota; Fungi; Glomeromycota; Glomeromycetes; Diversisporales; Gigasporaceae
Source: the annotation of a GenBank genome assembly